Messenger RNA from Coregonus sp. 'balchen', 1073 nucleotides. Lineage: Eukaryota; Metazoa; Chordata; Actinopteri; Salmoniformes; Salmonidae. The record is from the annotation of a GenBank genome assembly.
AUGGAGGAGUUUCCAGUGAGGACGGUGGAGGGGCUGUGUCUAGGCACCAGCUUGGCUAUGUCAGGCCUCUUCUACUACAUCUACAGGAAAAAGAGGAAGACGGUGGACAAGCUCAAUGAUGCACCACAGUUGACUUUGGAUCGGAAACUGGCAGACCUUUUGAAUGCGACGCCGGGAAAGUGUCUGCAGUAUGUUGUCAUUGAAGGGGCAGUGCAGCCUCUGGGGGAGCCUCUGAGGAGUCUGUUCCAGGGGGGCAGUGUGGGGGUGGUGCAGAAACUCAUGCUGAGGGAACACAAGCUGGUGUGGAACAGCCUGUCUAACACCUGGACGGACAGUGAGCGUGUGCUGCACCAGAGGGUGAACGCGGUGCCCUUCAGCCUGGUGGGGUCAGACCAGGCCAACGUGAGGGUGCUGUGUCCCCUGGAGGCCUCGGGGCUGGAGAUGGAGAUCAUCCAUGAGAAGUUCCACCAGGCCAGCUACGGUUUUACUGACAUCAUCGGACAGUACCUCAGUGGAGAGAAGCCCAAAGGCCAGCUGAGACUGAGGAGAUGCUCAAGGUUGGCGCAACUCUGACUGGUGUAGGCGAGCUCAUCUUGGACACGGACCGGGUGCUGAAGCUCCGCCCGCCCACUGACGGCUCAGAGUACUUCCUCAGCUCGGCAGACUUUGAGUCCCUGCGGCUGGAGCAGGAGGGCCAGGCGGUGGUCUGGCAGGUCCUGGCCUCUGUGUUCGCCCUGGCAGGGGCCGCCGUCCUCUUCUGGGUGGGCCGCCGCUACUACCGCAGCCUGAGAGUCCGCUGGGACCAGGAACGGCUGAGGAGGGAGUUUGAGAGGUUGGGUGCUGGGGGGAUUGGGGCAGGGUCUACGUCUGGGGCUACACAAGAGGGGGCUGGGGAGCAGGUGACACCCCUGGAGAACGCCUGUGUGAUCUGCCUGACCCAGCCGCGUAGCUGUGUGCUGCUGGACUGUGGGCACGUGUGCUGCUGCUACAGCUGCUACCAGGCCUUGCCGCAGCCCACCUGCCCCAUAUGCCGGCAGGCCAUCAAGAGGGUGGUCCCCGUCUACCAGGCCUGA